This is a messenger RNA of Camarhynchus parvulus, 1350 nucleotides long. RefSeq names its product LIM domain containing 2 (gene LIMD2). Gene Ontology annotation, cellular component: plasma membrane; actin cytoskeleton. Gene Ontology annotation, molecular function: actin filament binding. NCBI's taxonomy places the organism in Eukaryota, Metazoa, Chordata, Aves, Passeriformes, Thraupidae. The transcript has 5 exons. The record is from RefSeq and is a predicted model, not a curated record. Bases 424 to 810 code for a protein of 128 amino acids. Gene Ontology annotation, biological process: actin filament bundle assembly.
CGGGCGGCCCGGCAGAGAGAGCUGGGAGCCGAGCGAGCGGAGAAGGCUCGGGGUUAGAGGUUGGCUCCACACAAAGGAGCGAGCGGCUGGAAGCCGGUUCGACGCCGAGAGCCAAUCGCUGCUGCGGCCCCGCGAUAAAAGGGCUCGGAGCCGGCGCGGGGAGCGCAGGAAGCGGCUCCGCUGCACGGCCGCGGCCUCUGCGGCGGGACACGGGCGGCACAGCCCCGGGCACGGCACGGCUCGGCACGGCUCGGCUCGGCUUCGGGCACGGCACAGCACAGCCCCGGGCACGGCACGGCCCCGCCCUGCGGACCCUCCUGCUCGGCGGUGUUGCAAGAGGUCUGUCUUUGACACCUCUGCAGUGGAACCUCGACCCACAGCCUUCAAGCUGAGGAUUAAACAGAGGGAGAAGGGGAAGGAGCCAUGUUCCAGGCCACAGGAGCAGCCAGCCCAGCCCCAGCCCAUGAGGCCAAAAGCAGCUCAGGAGGCAGCACAGUGCAGCGCUCCAAGUCCUUCAGCCUGAAGGCGCAGGUGAAGGAGAUGUGCACUGCCUGCCAGAAAACCGUGUACCCCAUGGAGCGCCUGGUGGCCGACAAAUUCGUCUUCCACAACUCCUGCUUCUGCUGCAAGCACUGCCACACCAAGCUCAGCCUGGGCAGCUACGCCGCGCUCCACGGGGAGUUCUACUGCAAGCCCCACUUCCAGCAGCUCUUCAAGAGUAAAGGCAACUACGACGAAGGCUUCGGGCGCAGGCAGCACAAGGAGCUGUGGGUGCACAAGGAGGUGGAGAGCGGCCCCAAGUCGGCGUGAGCGGGGCCAGCCCCGCCCCGGAGCCCCGCAGAGCCGGAGGAGCUGAGCCGGGAGAACUGAGCUGAUGUAGAGCAGGACCUGGGCCAGGGGAGAGGGGGAGCCCCUCUUUGGGGGGUGCUCAGAGGGGUCCUGCAGGCCAUCAGGACAGGGUGAGCAGGGUGCAGCCCCGAGACCUGGAGCCCUCUCUCUGCAGGCCCCUCUCCCCAGUGAGAUCAGAGCAGAAGCAAUGCCCCCCAUGGGACCCCCAGCCCUGCUGAUCCAUUUCAGGCCUUUCACCAUGGAGAAAGGAUGAGCUGGGGGCUUCUCCAGCUUGUGAGCCAUUGCAGAGCUCCCAGCCACACCAGCCCUGCACUGCUGGGGCUCUGGAUGAGGGAGGAGGGUCCCUGGUUUACAUCAGCUCAGUUCAGCUGGGAUGGUUCAGCCUUAAGGUUUCACAGUGUCUGUUUUUUAUAUUUGCCUUCCACUGGUACGUUCUGCGCUGGAGCCUCGCGGCAGCUCCGCCUGCGCGCCUUUAUUUUUGUAAUACAAGGUUUCCCAGCC